GGAGAGCCAGUGUGGAUGGGAGAGAGACCAGAGAGAGGAGGAAGGGUGCUGGCCUUCCAUCUGAGAGUAAUGAAGGACGAAGGAGGUGGACUUGGAGAAUGUGGAGGGCUCGAAGACACACAUCAUCCACUGCACCUGACCUAAGUAAGAAGGAGUUCAAAAAGGAAAAAGAGAGGCUGACCACAGAGCUGCACCUCCUCAUUCAGCUGAGAAAUGAGCAGAGAGAUCACCUGAUCGAUUUCAAAGAGAGUUCCAAUUACAAUAGGACCAAGCCCACCCAGAAGAAAAAUCCAUUCUAUGAACAACUGAGAUCAACGAAGAACCAGGUCCUGUCUUCUGUGCAUAAGUUAGAGAUGGGGAUAAUUGAGGCCCAAGAGAAUAUCCAGGAGCUCAAUAAGUGGAUAGACUACUUUACAAACCUACAUAGCCAGCUCUUGAUGGAGAAGAAUCUUAAGAUGUCCAUCACACAGAACCAGAAGAACAAGGAAGUACAGAUUGAUUGGGCUCUCAUUGAGAAAUAUUUGGUUGCCUUGAACCUGAAUGGACAAACAGGAGCAGACCAGCAACCAUGAGACCCAACAACUUCAGGACUCAGCGACUCCAGCAAGAGCUGAAAUGUCCACAUCCCAGGAAGAGAGCCUCCUGCAGAAUGAGUUUCCACCUCAGGAGCCCCCUGCUGAACUCCAUCCCCAACAUCCACAGUCUACCUUGAAUGAAUCUUCUUACACUCAGUACAUUUACAAGGUGUGAAUAGGAGGAAGCCAGUGAGCCAGCUGAUUCAGGGUGUUGUUCCCUUUCCUGUUCUGGCAACACCACUUGAG
Molecule: messenger RNA, 821 nt
Organism: Mus musculus (house mouse)
Lineage: Eukaryota; Metazoa; Chordata; Mammalia; Rodentia; Muridae
Gene: Speer1h
Product: spermatogenesis associated glutamate (E)-rich protein 1H
Exons: 5
Coding region: 99-572 (157 amino acids)
Source: RefSeq, marked validated